CAGGGCUCAUGCUUGCUCUGCUGGGCCGCCAAGAAGAGAAAGCACGCUUUGUUUGUUUUUAUUUGCCUCCCGAGCUACCCAGAGGAGGCCGGGCGGCGCGUCUGGGGCCACCAAUCCGCCGGUGGCAAAGAAGGAGGGACUCCUCCUCCUCCUGCUGCUCUUUGAGCAAAGUGCAGCAAGAGAGCGCGAGCCAGUCCCAGCCUCCCGAAAGAUGGCUGCACGGAGCCCGCGUUUCUCCUCCACCUUGAGGCGGCGGCGGCAAGCCCUGCUCCUCCUCCUCCUGCCUCACCUUUCCUUCUCCUUCGGCGCCGAGGAGGAAGGCGAGCCGCCCGUGCUGGCGGACCCCGAAGGCUCCCCGCUGCCCGAAUCCGCCUUGCAGAAGCCCACCGUCUUCCUCGCCAUCCUGGCCAGGAACGCCGCCGGCUCCUUGCCCCAUUUCCUGGGCUGCCUGGAGAGGCUGAGGUACCCCAAGCCCAGGAUGGCUGUCUGGGUUGCCACUGACCACAACGUUGACAACACAACGGACAUCCUGAAAGAGUGGCUGAAAAAUGUUCAAAAACUGUAUCACUACGUGGAGUGGCGGCCAAUGGAGGAGCCCCACUCUUACCCUGAGGAGAUUGGGCCCAAACAUUGGCCAAACUCCAGGUUUGCCCAUGUGAUGAAGCUGAGGCAAGCAGCUCUGAGAACAGCAAGGGAAAAGUGGUCUGAUUACAUUAUGUUUAUAGAUGCUGAUAAUUUUCUUACCAACCCAGAUGUGCUGAAUCUCAUGAUAGCUGAGAACAAGACAAUUGUAGCACCAAUGCUUGAAUCUCGCAAUCUGUACUCUAACUUCUGGUGUGGAAUGACACUCCAGGGCUACUACAAGAGAACACCAGAUUAUUCCUUGAUCAGAGAAUGGAAGAGGACUGGUUGCUUUGCAGUCCCAAUGGUUCACUCCACAUUCCUCAUAGACCUGAGAAAAGAGGCAUCAGAUAAACUGAUGUUUUAUCCCCCACAUCAGGACUAUACCUGGACUUUUGACGAUAUCAUUGUCUUUGCUUUCUCAAGUCGGCAGGCAGACAUUCAGAUGUACAUCUGCAACAGAGAACAUUAUGGUUACCUCCCUGUGCCCUUGAAAGCUCAGCAGACCCUGGAGGAUGACACUGAGAAUAUCGUCCAUGUGCUCAUUGAAGCAAUGAUUGAUCAUCCUCCAAUUGAAGGUUCAGAAUAUAUCACAGUUCCACAGAAGCACCCAGACAAGAUGGGAUUUGAAGAGAUUUUUUUGAUAAAUCUCAAGCGGCGGAAAGACAGGCGGGAUCGAAUGCUGCAGACUCUGCAUGAGCAGGAAAUUGCAGUCAAGAUAGUGGAAGCUGUGGAUGGAAAGACACUGAAUACAAGCCAACUAAAAGCUCUCAAUAUUGACAUGCUUCCUGGUUAUCAGGAUCCUUAUUCCUCAAGAGUGCUGACCAGAGGGGAGAUUGGAUGCUUUCUUAGCCACUACUAUAUCUGGAAGGAGGUGGUGGACAGAGAGCUGGAGAAGACGUUGGUCAUUGAAGAUGAUGUCCGCUUUGAGCAUCAAUUCAAGAAGAAGCUUACAAAACUGAUGGAUGAUAUUGAGAGAGCCCAGCUUGACUGGGAGCUCAUAUACAUUGGCCGAAAAAGGAUGCAGGUGGAACGCCCUGAAAAGGCUGUUCCCAAUGUUGUGAACCUCGUGGAACCCGAUUAUUCUUACUGGACACUGGGCUAUGCUAUCUCCUUGCAAGGGGCUCAGAAGCUCAUUGAGGCUCAGCCUUUUAGCAAAAUGUUACCUGUAGAUGAAUUCCUGCCAGUUAUGUACAACAAACACCCAGUCGCCAAGUAUAUGGAAUACUAUGAACCCAGAGACUUGAAGGCUUUCUCUGCAGAACCAUUGCUAGUGUAUCCAACUCACUACACUGGGCAGCCAGGCUAUCUCAGUGAUACAGAGACCUCAACCAUCUGGGACAAUGAAACGGUGGCCACGGACUGGGACAGAACACUCUCCCGAAAAACACGGCAGCAGGGCCAGAUCCAUACAGAUGCCCAGAACAAGGAUGCUUUGCCACCUCAACCCUCCCUUGGCACGUCAUCUGCCAGAGAUGAGCUAUGACUGUCUACUUGUCCAAGAGACCUUGUUACGGUUGGCAACAGUAGGACUUGCCUCACACUCCAUCCUUUCUUGGCCUAGAAUACCCCCCCCCCCCCCCCGAGAGAUGUAUGCUGUCCUGGCUGGCAAGGGGCGCUGUUAAACCUGAUUGAGUCAGGCUGUCACAUACUGUAUCAAAGUAGGCCAUAUUUUGGAUUAUAGGUUUGUACCAUAGCUGGAGGACUCCAUAGGGCAGUAAUUUUAUACUCAAAGAAGACAAAUAUCCCUUAAGUGACAUCUUUCUACAGUUCCUGAUGUAUUUAUAAAGAUUAAUAUAUAGAAGAGCUACAGGCCCUUUGGGUUCAUUCCAUGGUCUAGUGCUGUGUAAUAUGAAUUGUUUCUGCUUUGGAUGAGUGUUAUCAAUUUCUUUGAGAAAACAUGCGAAGGGAAGGAGGAUUUUCUUGUUUCCAAAACGUUGCUCUCGGAAAUUGUUUUAUGUCUAUAACUAUCAUGAAGCCUGGAUGGAUUUGCAUUUUGUCCAUUGUGUAUGUCACCAGUGGUUUCAAUACCUUUCAGCCAUCAAUAUAGGAAGUGGCUGUUUUUCUUAAGAAUUAGAACCACAGCUCCCAGCCUGCAAAAUUAUUUAUAGGCUUCAUGCCAUCCUCACUAUUAUUCCACAAUGGCUGGUUCCUGUUAUUCCCAUAUUGGAGAACUCUGGGUUGCAAGGUUUAGGACUACAUCACAUGUUGCUAGUUGUGGUAUGAUAUAUGUCUUGGUGAUCACAAGUGUGUCUUCAGUCAUCACUUCAAACACAGUGCCUAAAUGUGGAUUUGGUUUGUAUGUUCAACAGCAAAUCAUCAAAUAACAUAAUGUCUUCUGUUCUGUUGAAUUUUAUCCCAGAUUCCCCAAAGUUGAAGCUGUACACUUGUAUAUAAAUAAGUACAGUAGAGUCUUACUUAUCCAACAUAAACGGGCUGGCAGAACGUUGGAUAAGUGAAAAUGUUGGAUGAUAAGGAGGGAUUAAGGAAAAACCUAUUAAACGUCACAUUACAUUAUGAUUUUACAAAUUAAGCACCAAAACAUCAUGUUUUAUAACAAAUCAACAGAAAAAGCAGUUGAAUAUACGGUAACGCUAUGUAGCAAUUACUGUAUUUACUAAUUUAGCACCAAAACAUUGCAAUGUAUUGAAAACAUGGACUAUAAAAACAUUGGCUGCUAACAAAUUGACUACAAAUAAAGAUAGAAUUGCAUAAAAUGAACUUGCAGUAACAACAUUAUGGUAAGUUAAAUCCGUAAAAUGUUCAGUCCCUGAUGCCUAGAAAAACAGCUGUGGAUCCAGGCAGGAGGCAGAUUAUGUUGGAUAAUCCAGAAUGUUGACUAAGCGAAGAUUUUAUUGUUGGGACACUGUUUUAUUGUACUGUUGUUGUUGCUACAUUGUGUGUUGGGCAAGGCCCCAUGUAAGCCUCCCCGAGUCCCUUCAGGGAGAUGGGGCGGGAUAUAAGAAUAAAGUUAUUAUUAUAUUAUUAAGGUUGGAUAAGCGAGACUCUACUGUAAUUGUUGCUUUGAAGUCCUGUGAUAGUUAUUCCCUUUCCAUCAUGCAACGGGGGUGAAGAACAUGUGUUCCUCCAGAUGCUGCUGAAUAUAUGGUCAACCUCUACACAAUCUAUGGCCUUCCAUUUGUUUGGGCUUCAACUCCCAGAAACCCUAGCCAGCUAGUCCAAUGGUUAGGAAUUCUGGGAGCUGAAGUCCAAAACACCUGGAGGUCCACACGUUGUGCAGAACUUCUCUAUAUGAUGGACAUUGCAGUCCAGCAAUAUCUGAAGGAUCACAGGUUCCCCAUCCCUCCUUUAAUGCAUUUUUGUUGCUAACAUUCCACAAACACAGAAGCUUCCAAACUUUGUUAUGGAGAUAUCAUUUUAAGAAAAAUUCAAAUAGAUGUCUUUCAAGUGAUCCAUGCCGCAGUGCCUUUAUUGACACCACAGAAUCUGCUCCCAGUUUCUCCUAUUUCAGUUAGAAUGCAAAGUGAAUGGUUUGCUUAUCCUGUAACUUCUGUGUCUUUUGUGGGGAGCAAGCAUCUCUUGACAGCUUUUAACAAAAGGUAUACUUUGUUUUUUAAAAAAUCCAUGUUUUUUACAAGAAUUUAUGUAUUUUGUUAUCUAAAUUGUCUGUGAACUAGACUGAAGGAUACUUGGCUUCUUCACCUCCAAUGUGACAAUCGGGCUUAUCCAUCUUGAAAUGAGAUAUGACAAGGCUCCUGACCAGGUAAAGUUUCAGCCUUGUUACGUCCAUGUAUUUAUAAAUGUACCAAAGAUCAAGUGGCCAUAUGUCCCCAGAAUUUGAUUGGGGGGAGGGGAGGUUCCUGAAGCAAAACUUUUAAAUGAAAUAAGGCAAAGCAAGACUGUAUGUGUGUGUUUAAUUUGUUGUAGAUGCUGUACACAGGAAUUGUUUUUCGAUGAAAUAACUGUGGGAUAUUAUACUCCUUCCUGAAAGGGUUGUUGCUGUCUAUCAGCUGGCCUGAUAAUAUAUAGCAAUGAGUGCAAAUCAACUCAGUUGUUGUCAUGGUCUUUAUUUGUGAUUUUAAGUGUUGUUUAGAUGCCAAAGUUUGGUCUGUUGUGGAAUUGAUUUUUCUAACUCAUUUUGAGUAGUAAGAAUUAAAGAGAAUCCAUCUCUGCUGUUCAA
Molecule: messenger RNA, 4762 nt
Organism: Anolis carolinensis (green anole)
Lineage: Eukaryota; Metazoa; Chordata; Lepidosauria; Squamata; Anolidae
Gene: colgalt2
Product: collagen beta(1-O)galactosyltransferase 2
Exons: 12
Coding region: 212-2107 (631 amino acids)
Molecular function (GO): procollagen galactosyltransferase activity
Source: RefSeq, a predicted model, not a curated record